Messenger RNA from Impatiens glandulifera, 797 nucleotides. Its product is annotated as calmodulin-like protein 3. Bases 46 to 699 code for a protein of 217 amino acids. The transcript has a single exon. Gene Ontology annotation, molecular function: calcium ion binding. NCBI's taxonomy places the organism in Eukaryota, Viridiplantae, Streptophyta, Magnoliopsida, Ericales, Balsaminaceae. The record is from RefSeq and is a predicted model, not a curated record.
AUUCCUUCCUUUUCAUUUCUCUCUCUACAAUCUUGAUCAAUUCAAAUGGCAACAAUAUUAUUCAGGAUCAUAUCUUUAUACAAUCUUCUCAACGCAAUCUUCCUCGCCAUGGUUCCCAAGAAACUCAGAUCCUUCUUACCUCAAUCAUGGUACCCACAACUUCAACAACAACAACAUCAACAUCAACCACAACAACAACAGUCGAAGAAUCAUCAUCGGCGUGCGGAUUCCGACGAUCUCCACCGCGUAUUCCAAAUGUUCGAUCACAAUCGCGACGGAAGAAUCACUAACGAUGAACUUCGAGACUCGUUGGAGAGCAUUGGAAUAUUCGUAUCAACUACAGAUCUAAACCGUAUGAUUGAGGAAAUAGAUGUUGAUGGAGAUGGUUGUAUUGAUAUGUAUGAGUUUAAGAAACUGUAUAGAUCGAUUGCUGAGGAGAAAGAUGGAGAUGAUGAUGAUGGAAAAGAUGAACUUGUUAAGGAGGCUUUUGAUGUAUUUGAUCAGAAUGGAGAUGGGUUUAUUACUGUGGAUGAGUUAUGGUCUGUUUUGGCUUCUCUUGGGAUGAAACAAGGACGUGCUGCAGAUGAUUGCCGGAGGAUGAUCGGAAAAGUUGAUGCCGACGGAGAUGGUAGGGUUAAUUUUGUGGAGUUUAAACGGAUGCUUAAGGGUGGUGGAUUUGCAGCUUUAACUUCACAGUGAUCUUUUCUUUUCUAUCAAUUCUCGAAUUAUAAUGUCUGUUAUUGCUCAGUCGUAAAUAUUUUUCAUUUUAAGGGUAAAAUGGUACAACAUAAAGUUUU